AUGAACGCGUCUGCCGGGACAGGGGUGUUUGUCCUGUCGCUCAUGUCCAUACCCAUCUCCUAUUUUUUCAACUCCCUUAUUUACAGCAACAGUGCUGAAGCAGUCCUGUCAGCUGGGUGCACAACUCUACUUAUCCUGGCAAUUUCGGCACGCCUUCUGUUCAAGAGGAAGGCUCCAGAAGACCCGCUUUUCUAUGUGUAUGGAGUGCAUGCCUUCCUGAGUGUGGUGAAUCUGAUCAUUGGGCUGGAGCAGGACAGCAUCAUUGAUGGCUUCGUGACCUUCUACCUCAAAGAGGCAAAUCCUCAUAUUAAUACAGCCCACGGCCACAUGAUUGCCUACUGGGAUGGCUGUGUGCACUAUCUCAUGUAUCUGCUCAUGAUUGCUGCGAUUACAUGGGGGGACAGUUACAGAGCCAUUGGACUCUACUGGGUAGGAUCCUUUCUCACACGUGUCAUAGUCUACAUUCUUGGGAAUGUUGUGGGGAAAUAUGGGAUCCAUGUCGGCCCUCUCUUCCUCUUCCAUAUGCUGUAUAUCUCGGUGUCUGUGUGGGCCUGCUUCCGCGUCUUCAGCCAGCCCUCUACACGGGAUGUCCAGCUGUUGGGCAUUCAGGAGGACCAGAGGAAAAGUUUGGUGCACAGACCUCUGGACUUAAUGUUCAUCAUCUACCUCAUCCCUGCGAUGGCUUUUUGUAUUUUUAGGGGCCUGGUUGUCCUAGACUGUUCCAGCAAAUGGUGUCAAGAGUACACACAGCAGUAUGAGCCUUACCUGAAGGACCCCUCGGCCUAUCCUAAAAUACAGAUGCUGGUGAGCAUGCUGUACUCUGUGCCGUACUACAUCAUUGCUCUUUACGGGCUGCUGGUCCCGGGAUGCGAGUGGAUGCCAGAUCUGACCCUUGUGCACUCGGGGGCGCUGGCACAGGCCCAGUUCUCUCAUAUCGGUGCGUCUCUUCACACUCGGACACCGUUCUCCUACAGGGUGCCCGCUGAGAGCCAACCUGUCUUCCUGCUGGUCAACGUCCUGUACGCUCUGGUGCCGCAGGCCCUGUGCUACCGCUGUGCCGCCAGACCGGCCUUCUUCCUCCGACCCACACCUGACAAGAGUGAAUGA
Messenger RNA from Myripristis murdjan (pinecone soldierfish), 1107 nucleotides. RefSeq names its product transmembrane 6 superfamily member 1. The transcript has 10 exons. NCBI's taxonomy places the organism in Eukaryota, Metazoa, Chordata, Actinopteri, Holocentriformes, Holocentridae. The coding region runs from base 1 to 1107 and encodes 368 amino acids. Gene Ontology annotation, cellular component: lysosomal membrane. The record is from RefSeq and is a predicted model, not a curated record.